AUGUUUUUGAAGAAAAAAACAAAGAGAAUUUUUCCAGCUUUCAAAGUGAAACUUUCUGGUUUGGAUAAACGUUCUAAAUAUAUUUUAUUGAUGGAUAUUGUUCCGGCAGAUGAAUGUCGGUAUAAAUUCCAUAAUUCUCGAUGGAUGGUAGCCGGAAAAGCGGAUCCGGAAAUGCCAAAACGCAUGUACAUACAUCCGGAUAGCCCAGCAACUGGUGAACAUUGGAUGGCUAAAGGGGCUAAUUUUCAUAAAUUAAAAUUAACAAAUAAUAUCUCCGACAAACAUGGCUUUGUAAGUUUUUAA
Messenger RNA from Thelazia callipaeda (thelaziosis nematode), 303 nucleotides. Lineage: Eukaryota; Metazoa; Nematoda; Chromadorea; Rhabditida; Thelaziidae. The record is from the annotation of a GenBank genome assembly.